CCGACAUCCCUUCGCCCUGCAAAAUAAUUGGAGCAUACUGAGUUAGACUUGAGCUAACUGAGCUAGACUUCCGGAACGCACAGAUAGUAAAUAUAGUCCAAAAUACCUCUACUUUGAUGUGGCACAAAUUUCGAUGCAGGUAUGUAACUACGUUUUUGGAUGGCUCAAAGGAUAAUGCCUUACACACACACACACACACGAGUUUUGAAGGGUACGUGGAAAAGCAAGGAGUGCUUUGCAUUGGCACAGUUCAAUCUCCAUCAAAUCGAAAGGAAGAGAAAAAUGGAGCUAGGCUCGGAGUGUCAUACAUCUUAUCUAUCUUCAACAAGGCAGUUCCACUCAGCAUGGUGGGGAGGAUGGCACUAGAAACAAGACCUGGAGAGGAAUGAUGUUGACUCCAGGGGUCGAGGCCGGAUCCUGAUAGGUAGUAAGCAGGCAAGCGCCAAUAAAAAGCCACUUUACAAGUAGUAGAAGACCCGCCCCACCGUAGCUCUUGGGUACCCCGGCUUGGCGUGCUCUUCACACGGGCUUUAACCAGCUUCACACUCAGUUUCCAAAUCAGACGUUCAGGAGGACUCAGCAGCGGAAUCGGCCAAAACUCUGAAACUGGAUCAGAAAAGACAGCGAGCUGGUGUUCAGGUGUCUUUCUCAUUCCAGGAGUCAAGAAGUGAGGAUGAAACAGCGCCUCUAGAUGUCCUUCCGGGCCGCUGGCAAGGAUAAAGCUGGUUAACACCGGAUGUGUUUCCUCCCCGGCUCAGCCUUCCUUCCGGCCUGGGCCGCCGUUGCCUCGGAAGCCUCAACGCGUUUUGCAAGUCGAUUGUGACCAUGGCUGCUGAGUCUGAUGUUCUGCACUUCCAGUUUGAACAACAAGGAGAUGUGGUCUUACAGAAAAUGAAUCUGUUGAGACAGCAGAAUUUAUUUUGUGAUGUAUCCAUUUAUAUUAAUGAUACCGAAUUCCAGGGGCACAAGGUGAUUUUAGCUGCUUGCUCCACUUUCAUGAGAGAUCAGUUUUUACUCACACAGUCAAAGCAUGUCAGAAUCACAAUUCUGCAGAGUGCAGAAGUUGGCAGAAAAUUGUUGUUGUCUUGCUAUACUGGAGCACUUGAAGUUAAAAGGAAAGAGCUUUUAAAAUAUUUGACUGCUGCCAGUUACCUUCAGAUGGUUCACAUUGUAGAAAAAUGUACAGAAGCUUUGUCAAAGUAUCUGGAAGUUGAUCUUUCUAUGAAAAAUAACCAGCACACUGACUUGUGUCAGUCUUCUGAUACAGAUGUUAAGAAUGAAGAAGAAAAUUCUGACAAAGACUGUGAGAUAAUUGAAAUUUCAGAAGACAGUCCUGUAAACAUAGAUUUCCAUGUUAAAGAAGAGGAAAACAAUGUAUUGCAGUCUACAGUAGAGAGCUUGACCUCAGAGAGAAUGGGGAUGAAGUCACCAGAGCUCUCUACAGUAGAUAUUGGUUUCAAAGAGAAUGAAAUUUGUAUCCUCCAUGUAGAAUCAAUCAGUACAGCUGGUGUGGAAAAUGGGCAGUUUCCACAGCCAUGUACCUCAUCCAAAGCAAGCAUGUAUUUCCCUGAAACACAGCAUUCGCUGAUCAAUUCUACAGUUGAGAGCAGAGUGGCAGAAGUUCCUGAGAAUCAAAAUCAAGAGGUAUUUUGUGAAAAUACUGAUGCAACUCAUGGUACAGCAAAUGAGAUUCAGAAUCUGGAUGAGAGUUUUUCACUGAGGCACCAAUGCCCCAGGUGUCCCAGGGGCUUUCUCCAUGUUGAAAAUUAUCUGCGCCACCUUAAGAUGCAUAAACUCUUUCUGUGCUUGCAGUGUGGGAAAACAUUUACACAGAAGAAAAAUCUCAACCGGCACAUUCGAGGACACAUGGGUAUAAGGCCUUUUCAGUGUUCUGUGUGCUUGAAGACCUUUACUGCCAAAAGCACACUUCAGGACCACUUAAACAUACACAGUGGGGAUCGGCCAUAUAAAUGCCAUUGUUGUGAUAUGGAUUUCAAGCACAAAUCUGCUCUCAAAAAGCAUUUAACUUCAGUUCAUGGCAGAAGCAGUGGUGAAAAACUACCUAGGCCUGAUCUCAAAAGGCAGAAUCUACUAUAAUCAAAAUCAUGACCUUCCUAUGUAAACAUUGUAUCUCUGUUAGGCAAGUCUUUUUGUAGAAAUGUAGCAUUUUUAUGUAACCCUCCCCCCAAACUUUAGGGGUGUUUGUUUGGUUUUGGUCUGUUUACAUGUUAUUUCUGAAUUUUUAAUGUUCCAAAGUUGUAUAAGGCAUAACAAAGCUAAUGAGACUCUGCCUUGGACACAAAAUACAUUAUUUGUAAGUUCUCUGUCUAGUGAUAGAGGGUCCAGCAAUAUUUGCAGAUUCUGAUUUGUGGUCUUUAGAUAAAUAAUCUAACUAUAUGGUAACUUUAAUGAGUCAAAAUGACAGGAAAAUAGAUUUGGCGGGGGGUGGGGUGGUGGCAGGGGGAGGUCUUUUUGAGACAGGGCCUGUAGCCCCAGCUGUCCUGGAACUCACUAUGUAGACCUGGCUGGCCUUGAACUCAUAGAGAUCUGCCUGCCUGUGCUUCCCGAGUGCUAGGAUUAAAGGUAUGCGCCACCAUGCCCAGCCUAGGAAAAUAGAUUUUUAAGCACACUGUUGUCCAUUACUAUUAAUUUUGAAAGCACAUAGGAAUAGCAGUAUUAUUUUCUUUUUUAACUUUCUACCAGAACACCAAGAUCUUGUUUUAAACUACAAGAACACAAUAAGAAUUCACUUGGAAAUAGCAGAAUUGCCUUAUAAUUGCAUUAUCCUUUUAAAUUAUUAAAUGUCCGUUAGAAUACAUCAUUAGACCUUUUCCCUGAUUCCAUGUAAUAAAUUGGAUUAAUAAUUCUCUGACCAAUAAAAAUGCACUCUUGGUAUAGACUGAAAUUAGAAAUUUAAUUUUAUCAAAGACAUUUGAUAGAAAUUCCAGUUUUAUCAGACAUUUGUUCUAAUGUUCACUUAAAAUUCUUUUUUUUUUUUUUCUUUUUUUGGUGAACAUGCACUAACGUUGACCUUUGGGGAUUAUAUUUCUAUGAAUUUGAGCACGUGUAGUUUUCUGAAAUUAGGAUAGAGAACAGUUCCAUCCCUCUGCAGACUCCCCCAUGCUGCCUCUUUGUAGUCAAGUCCUCUCACUCUAGACGCCAAUGGUUCUUCAUCAUGAUUCGUUCAUAUCUGGAAUGACAUGUACAUGGAAUUUUUCACCCAACACAAUGCCUUUGAGAUCCUUUUUUAUUUAUUUUACUUUCAGAUGAUCUGUGUAGCCCAGGGUGUCCUGAAACUUGAUAUCUUCCUGCCUCACCUAUUGAGUGCUGGGAUUGUAGGUGCAU
Messenger RNA from Nannospalax galili (Upper Galilee mountains blind mole rat), 3345 nucleotides. It is a transcript of the gene Zbtb6, whose product is annotated as zinc finger and BTB domain containing 6. NCBI's taxonomy places the organism in Eukaryota, Metazoa, Chordata, Mammalia, Rodentia, Spalacidae. The transcript has 2 exons. The coding region runs from base 826 to 2097 and encodes 423 amino acids. Gene Ontology annotation, biological process: regulation of transcription by RNA polymerase II. Gene Ontology annotation, molecular function: RNA polymerase II cis-regulatory region sequence-specific DNA binding; protein binding; DNA-binding transcription factor activity, RNA polymerase II-specific. The record is from RefSeq and is a predicted model, not a curated record.